Pelobates cultripes (western spadefoot toad) is the source of this 1262-nucleotide messenger RNA. The record is from the annotation of a GenBank genome assembly. NCBI's taxonomy places the organism in Eukaryota, Metazoa, Chordata, Amphibia, Anura, Pelobatidae.
CACACACUGUUAACCCGGUGUCGGCACAAAGCUGCAGCUCUCCGCAACAUUAUUGCCCUUGUCGCUUGUUUGUGACGUCGGUGGCCGAGCUUUAUAACGUGACCUUGACGAGUUAAUUGAGUCGCCAUUUUUAAAGAGGGUGGCUCUAGCUUACGCCCGGCAAUGUGCCCUAUUCCAAGAUGGCGGCCGGAACUCUGCCCCACUAGAAGAUGGCCGCCGUGUUUCUUCCCGUCUGUCAAAUGGCCGCUGGUUCUCGGUAGAGGUGGUCACGUGGGUUAAGAAGCGCGUUCGCUCGGUGGUAUCCUGUCUUCCAACAAUAUGAACAGCGUGGGGGAGGAGUGCACGGACAUGAAGCACGAGUACGACCAGUGUUUCAAUCGCUGGUUCGCAGAGAAGUUCCUGAAGGGUGAGGGCAGCGGGGACCCGUGCACGGAGCUCUUCCAACGGUACCGGCUGUGCGUGCAGGUAGGGAGGACCGGGAGCGGACCGGGGGGACCUGGGUAUCGGUCGCCGUAUCUCCUAACUAUCCCUCUCUUCACACAGAAAGCCAUAAAGGAUAAAGAUAUCCCCGUGGACGGAGUAGACUUCAUGGGGCCAAACAAAGACAAGCCCGGGGCUGAGAGCUCGUCCUGACCCAGUGCGGGCCCCGGUACCGGAAUCCGCAGGGCCCCAGACACCGCGUCACCUUCAUUCACAUGGAUGUUAAACUAUUUUCUUAUAAAAUGUCCUCCUGUAUGUGAUCUGUAUCAGACUGCUCUGUGUAUCACACCCUUGGUUGGCCGGGUGUUUGGCCAUGUAUGUGUGGCUGGCGGGGUGUGUUUGGCCAUGUAUGUGUGGCUGGCGGGGUGUGUUUGGCCAUGGAUGGAUGUGUGGCUGGCGGGGUGUGUUUGGCCAUGGAUGGAUGUGUGGCUGGCGGGGUGUGUUUGGCCAUGGAUGGAUGUGUGGCUGGCGGGGUGUGUUUGGCCAUGGAUGGAUGUGUGGCUGGCGGGGUGUGUUUGGUCAUGUAUGUAUGUGUGUGGCUGGCGGGGUGUGUUUGGUCAUGUAUGUAUGUGUGUGGCUGGCGGGGAGUGUUUGGUCAUGUAUGUAUGUGUGUGGCUGGCGGGGAGUGUUUGGUCAUGUAUGUAUGUGUGUGGCUGGCGGGGAGUGUUUGGUCAUGUAUGUAUGUAUGUGGCUGGCGGGGAGUGUUUGGUCAUGUAUGUAUGUAUGUGGCUGGCGGGGAGUGUUUGGUCAUGUAUGUAUGUGUGGCUGGCGGGGAGUGUUUG